This is a messenger RNA of Adineta steineri, 1239 nucleotides long. The record is from the annotation of a GenBank genome assembly. NCBI's taxonomy places the organism in Eukaryota, Metazoa, Rotifera, Eurotatoria, Adinetida, Adinetidae.
AUGAAAUUAGAGUGUAAAAUUAAAAUUCAAGAUCGACAAAGAACAAAUGGAUCAUCAACAUUGAAAGCGGCAAAAGGUGUUAUUGGUCUUGCAAAAUCAAAUACUGAUCAAUGGGUUCUUAUUGUUCGACUUUUCAAAGAGACAAGCACGACACAAUAUAAGCUUCGUGAAAAUAUUCAAGCCCUAUUACAUAAAUGUAUCAAUAAUGGUAUGGCAACAAUUCAAAUCAAAGUACCUCCCCAUGAUAUACAAUUAUCAGAAGCUAAUGUUGAAUCACUUAAAACUUUAUUAUCAAGUGUUCGUCUAGCUUCAACUGGUAAUGAUCUUCCAUCUACAAUAAAAUCUACAUCUGUAAAUGCUGUUCAAAAACUUCAACGGCCAACACUUCAAUUGAUAAUUAAACAAGCAAUUGAGUAUCCAACUUUAAAAGGUUUUCCAUCAACAUUAGAAAAACUUAUAGUUAAUAAUGCUCAACUUCGUACACCUGUUGAUCGUCGAAUAUUUAUCCUGAAAAAUUUACAUACACUUGAUCUAUCAGAUAAUAAUAUUCAUGAAUUACCAUCAAAUCUUGAAAUGAAUCAUUUACAUACAUUAAUUAUGCGUUCAAAUCAAUUAAAAUCUUUUCCACCAAAAAAUUUUCAAAGUCCUGUACUUAAAUAUCUUGAUUUAAGUCAAAAUCAAAUAGAAAUAAUUGAUCAAGCAUUAUUAAAAAUUUCGAUACUUGACCGUUUAAAUUUAAUGUCAAAUAAAAUUAAAAUUAUUCCAAGAAAUAUCUUACGUUUAUUAGGACAAUUACAAGUAUUUAAUAUUGCAUCAAAUCAAAUUCGAGCUAUUCCAAAUGGUUUAGCUUGUGGUGGAGCACAUUUACAUACAUUUUAUUAUUCUGAAAAUCCAUUAAUAACAAGUAAAUGUAUAACAUGUCAACGUUUUAAUUUCACACUUGUUGAAUUAGCUCUUCGAGCAGUUAUUAAAUAUCGAAUUCCUUAUGAUUUUAAUAUAAUUCCUCGAACUUUAUGCUUAUUAUUAGCUGAUUAUGAAACAUGUGCACAUUGUGCUUUACCAUGUUUAACUAAUUUUGGCGAGAUUAUUGUGCCAAGACAAUUAUCAGCAAAUGGAAUUACAGUUCAUGUUACAGCAGCUAAUCAAUCAUUUUCUGUACCAGUACAAGAACGAUAUUGUUCGAUAAAAUGUUUUAAUUAUGGACUUAAACGUGCUGGAAUGACUCAAAUGGCAGUUUAG